UGAGAAAUGGUUGUCAUAUGUAAGCAGGAAGAAAUUAAAAGAGGAUGCCAAUAGAGUCUCAGACAGAGCUGGCAGAACAAGGAGAGAUAGAUCUCCUGUUUAUGGUGGGAUCAGGAUGCAUAGGAAGGCCUUGGGAGCUUCCUUGGAUUGUUUGGCAACAUGAACUAGCAAGAAAGCAAGAGCAAAAGAGAAAACACACAGAUAUACCAUCUUUGUAGGAAGCAUUCCCUUGGUGAGGCAAGAAGUCAUGGCCCAGAAUCCAGCCCUGUUUCUUCCUUCCACAAUCUUGCAAAUAACUGAUCUGGGAGGAACUCACAUCAUUCAAAUAUAAAUAAUAAUAAAAGAAAUAAGCACAGUAUACAAAAAUGCUACAAGAAGAAAGGAGAAUCUAAACAGGGAAAAACAAGUGACAAAGAAUCCAUGAGAAACUAUCGGCCUAACAAAUUUAGUGAAACAAUCACUUUUAAAAAUUAGAGACAAAGUUCAUUGAUCUAAGAGGUAGGCAGAAGGAGUAAGAGAACAGUUUAUGGUGAAUUAUAAUCUGGCAAAGCUGAAAAAUAAAAUCAGAGAAAUAAAAGGCCACACUGAAAGCAAAAAGGAGAGUUAACAUUGUUGAAAACUCAGGAAAGGACAUGAUAACAGGCUUUUGAAAGUUGGACAAAGUGAAGAAGGAAUGAAGGUGUUGAAACAAGUGCUUAAUUGUAGUUCCGGAAAUAGAGUUUAACAUUAGAACAGAAAAAUAUUCAAACAUAUAAUGUAAGAAAACUUUGCACAAACAAAAGAAAUCUUAAUUCUACAGAUUGAUAGGGCACACAAUAAGGAAAAACUGAUAUACAAUCAUCAACAUAAUUACAUACUAGUUUUUUGAAAAUUGGGUUUCAAAGAAAUACCUUUUGUUCACGGAAAACAAGAUUAUCUUCUUAUCCAAAAAGAUGAAACCAACUGGGUUACUUUCAAAAGACAACCAAGUGAGCACCACAGACUAAUGAGUAGAAUCAAUAAGAACGUGAUUUUGGCGCUUUUAACUUUGACAAGUUCUGCGUUUCUGCUGUUUCAGUUGUACUACUACAAGCACUAUUUAUCAGCAAAGUUCAGCCAGUGGAAAACAUCCGAUGGAGACUGGAGACCGGGGAAAAGUGAGAAUGGAGCUGGUUUAUCAAAAUCCAAAGGAAGCCGAAUUGGAUUUGAUAGCAUACAAUGGCGUGCAGUUAAAAAAUUUAUUAUGCUAACAACCAGCCAAAAUGUACCUGUGUUCCUUAUUGAUCCUUUGGUUCUGGAAUUGAUUAAUAAAAACUUUGAACAAGUCAAAAAUACUUCUCAUGGCUCCACUUCAGAAUGCAACUUUUUCUGCGUUCCAAGAGACUUUACUGCAUUUGCCCUACAGUAUCACCUAUGGAAGAAUGAGGAAGGCUGGUUUCGGAUAGCUGAAAAUAUGGGAUUUCAGUGCCUAAAGAUUGAGAACAAAGAUCCCCGGCUAGAUGGAAUAGACUCACUUUCUGGAACUGAAAUCCCCCUGCACUACCUCUGCAAAUUGGCCACUCAUACCAUCCACUUGGUGGUCUUUCAUGAAAGGAGUGGCAACUACCUCUGGCAUGGCCAUCUACGACUCAAAGCCCACGUUGACAGGAAAUUUGUUCCUUUUCGAAAGUUGCAGUUUGGUCGGUAUCCAGGAGCUUUUGACAGGCCAGAGUUACAAGAAAUUACUGUUGAUGGACUAGAUGUUCUCAUUCCAAAAGAUCUAAUGCACUUUCUAGAAGAAAUACCACACUCUAGGUUUAUCGAGUGUAGGUAUAAAGAAGCUCGAGCAUUCUUUCAGCAAUACCUUGAUGACAACACUGUGGAAGCUAUGAUGUUUCGGAAGAGUGCAAAGGAAUUGUUGCAGCUCGCAGCCAAAACAUUGAAGAAAUUGGGAGUACAGUUCUGGCUGAGCAGUGGAACUUGUCUAGGAUGGUAUCGGCAGUGUGGUAUUAUUCCUUAUAGUAAAGAUGUUGACCUAGGAAUUUUUAUACAAGAUUACAAAUCUAAUAUGAUUUCAGCAUUUCAGGAUGCAGGACUUCCACUCAAACAUAAAUUUGGGAAGGUAGAAGACAGCUUGGAACUAUCUUUCCAAGGAAAAGACGAUGUGAAACUUGACAUUUUUUUCUUCUAUGAAGAGACUGACCAUGUGUGGAAUGGAGGCACUCAGGCCAAAACAGGAAAAAAAUUUAAAUACCUGUUUCCCAAGUUCACACUGUGCUGGACUGAGUUUGUAGACAUGAAGGUUCACGUGCCCUGUGAAACCAUCGAAUACAUUGAAGCCAACUAUGGUAAGACCUGGAAGAUUCCUGUGAAGACAUGGGACUGGAAGCGCUCUCCUCCCAAUGUGCAGCCCAAUGGAAUCUGGCCUAUUUCUGAGUGGGAUGAGGUUAUCCAGUUAUACUGAGACAGUAGGUUGAAACAGUAGGAUCCCCCUCCCGAAAAACAAGCGAUUACUAUUUAAAAAGAUGUAUGUCUGUUUGUCAAACAUAAGUAGAAGCCAAAGAAAAAUAGCAAGUUAAAAGACACAGAAAGAGUCCUAACUCCUGAGCCGUAUCUGAUUUAAUUCUCUCAUUUUACAUUUAUUAAGGAGUCUCCAUGUGCCAGAUACAUUGCUAGGUUACAGUGGGGAGCAGAGAUGAGUGAGACAGAGGCCUGCUUCUUUUUCUCCCUCCCUUUGGUAAGCACCCCAAUUUUCUUUUGCAAGAAACACUCUCAGCCUUUGAAGAGCUCAUAUAGAAUAUGAUGUGUUCUGUGAGCACUUUCAAAAUGUUGCUGCAUGUUGGACUGGAAGAUGGGCUUACGAAGUGAAGUGAAGCAAGGAUAUACUAGUUAAAAAGAAUAACUGUUCCGGUCUCAGCAUUUAAGCCUAUAUGGUAGUGCUACUUUUAAGGUUGUGGAGUUAAUAAUCAAGUGAUCAGACCUUAGGCAGCAUCAAGAAACAAUGCUAGCAGAUUCAUUUUAUAAGCAAUCUGAUAUGGAAUUGAUUUAGAGCACAGGGCAUCACCCUAUAAGAGAAUGAGAAGCUUAUUUCUGGCCUUGUCAAAGAUACCCGAAUUUCCAUAUACUUUUCUAUUUUUAUAUUUGAAGUAAAGAGAAAGCUUAUAUUUGUGCAAUGCUUAAAUUUCCAGCCAUUGUGAGACUCUUUUCACUGACUUCUGAUAGUACUUGUUGACAAAUCAUUCAAGUGAAACCUCGCUACUAGACAUGAUUUUGAAAAGGUUGUCAUUUCACAAAACUUCUUUAUUUCAUUCUCAACCAUCUGUUAAGUAAAAAUGUUAGCUCUUCAUGGACAUUUAAUAUUUUUUAUUUAUAAUCCUUUCACUCCUGAUUUUAACAUUAACGCUAACAUAUUAAUAGAAAUACCUCUAAUUCUCCUAAAUGUACUCUUCAGUGUAUUCAUUUAUUAAUUACAGCUCCACAGCUUUCAUUUAUGGCCUAUAAACCACUUUAAAUGGUACGUAAACCUGCCUCUUCCCUCUCCUCUUUUCUUAUUAUGAUGGGUGUUCAAACUGAAGAUAAAUGGCAAACCUGGCAACUGUUCCCCACCCAAGACCAUAGUGUUAGUAAAGUUUGUACCCAUUCUAGUUGUUUUAUCGGUUGAAUAUCGUUGAGGCAAGAACUCAGACUUGUGUACUAUAUCAAGUACAACACUCUGAAACCCUUCAAUUUCCUUUUUUCCUACAAGAUACAUCCCUGAGUGGGCUGGGAUGGCUCUGUCUCCUUCAUCUCUUUGUGGGUCACUUUAUAUAUUCUAAAUGAGAAGUAAAGGGAUAUGUAGGCACAAUAAGCACUGCUAUCUGUUUUUUUCUUUCUUUUUUCUUUUUUUUCUUUCUUUCUUUUUUUUUUUUUUUUUUGGCUAGGAAAGGAAGCUAAAUGUUACAUUUUAUCUAGGCUGUUUAGGACUACUUUCUGGACCAGAUUGGCAAAUUUUUCUCUGAAACUAGAGAAAAAUAGGGAUGUCAGAAACGGAUACCAGGCCUGAGGGAAUGGACUGACAGAGUUUUCUUAAAAGAAAGUUGGGGUAAUACGGUGGUUACCAGAGGGGAAGGUGUGUUGGAGGAGGAUGCAGUGGGUAAAGGGGGUCAGAUAUAUGGUGAUAGAAGGAGACUAGACUUUGGGUGGUGAGCACACAGUGGAAUAUACAGAUGUAUGUUAUAAAGUUGUACACCUGAAACUUAUGUUGUUAACCAAUAUUACCCCAAUACAUUUAAUUUUUAAAAAGUUGGUGAAAGUAACCUAUAACUACCCCACUCCAAAGUUUAAAAACAAUGAACACUUUUUUUGAUAAAUGAUAACCAAUGGCCUCUCUCUUAGGGUGAACUUUCCAAUGCCAUAAUCAUUGGGUCUUUUCAUAAAUAACAUAAUUAGGUUUUGGGGGACCUUUAUAAAUUACCAGUAAAUUGAUCUCCAAAUGACAGACCAUUGUAAUCAGCUUUCUCUUUGUUAGAAAAUCAGCCCAUAGAAAUCAUACCCAAAUUCUAAAUAGCCAAAUCUAAUUUUAUUUUUCAUGGUUGAAAAAAUAUAGUAGAUAAUAACAGUGUUCCUGGGCAAAAUCUACCCUGGUUAGUACGACCAUUUGCUUGUACUCAGCAUAUAGACGUGCAUACAUUCCACGUUUCUCCCCAUUUUAAAUUGGGACUGCCUCCGUUCUCUAGGGGCUCUCGCCCAUUCCUGUUUAGGUUAUUUCUCUUUAAUUGGUUCCUGGAGUCCAAGGUCUUGAAGUGCUCAAAAUCUAAGGUAUCUUGGCCCCAGUGGCUAAGGUUCCGUAUCCUUCCGUAC
This is a messenger RNA of Pteropus alecto (black flying fox), 4797 nucleotides long. RefSeq names its product fukutin (gene FKTN). Lineage: Eukaryota; Metazoa; Chordata; Mammalia; Chiroptera; Pteropodidae. The transcript is spliced from 11 exons. The record is from RefSeq and is a predicted model, not a curated record. The coding region runs from base 986 to 2422 and encodes 478 amino acids. Gene Ontology annotation, cellular component: Golgi membrane.